Molecule: messenger RNA, 828 nt
Organism: Stylonychia lemnae
Lineage: Eukaryota; Ciliophora; Spirotrichea; Sporadotrichida; Oxytrichidae
Source: the annotation of a GenBank genome assembly
AUGAAAUACUACAAUCUUAUUUCUCUUGCUUUAAUAUUUAUUGCUGUAAGAGCUCAUGAAGAAGACACUUCACAGAAGGAUGAUAAUAAAGGAGAAGUGAUACUGUUUAAUGAUGAGAAUUAUAUGAAAUUGUUUAAGGAAUAAGCGCUUGCAGAGGCAAAGACAAAGCCAUUGUUUGUAUUUUUCUUGAUUAGAGAUUGUGAUUCAUGCAUACAUCAUGCUAAGGAUUGGAUUCAGCUCAGCAAGGUUACAUCCAAGUAAUACAAAAUAGCAAGAACAGAUUGCUAAUUUGAUUCCCAAGUUUGUCCUAAAUUUUAGAUUGACCAGUUUCCAUUCCUUUUGUUGUUCAAGAAUAAUAAGAUUUACAAGUAUAAAGGAGGUUUAGAGUUCAAUGAACUACUUAAUUUUUUGAGCGCAGAUAAUUAUAAGGAGGCUGAAAUUUACUCAGAAAACACUUAAGAUCUAUUUCUUUAAGUAUCAGGUGAAUAUUCACUCUCUGGAAAGGUAAUAAGAUUAGGUUAGGAUUUCAUUUCAUGGAGUGAAAAGCAAUCAAAAUUCAUAUUUAAGAAAAUUGGCUUGUACUAUUGGUCAGAUAACUCUAAGCUAUUGUGCUUUACAGUUGUUACUACAGGAACCCCCACAGUCAUUUUGACGUUUUACUUCAUGGUUAGCUGCAGAUACCUGUUCAAUUUGAUAUUUGGAGCUAAUAAACCUCAUUAGCAUAGCAAUCACUAUAACCAACAUAAUCAUUCUGUUAAUGGGCAGAAGCAAGCUUAGUAAUAAGAAAAUCUAGGGAAAAAAUCUAAGAAAAGCAAGAAAAAUGAUUGA